Messenger RNA from Ceraceosorus guamensis, 495 nucleotides. RefSeq lists its product as hypothetical. Bases 1 to 495 code for a protein of 164 amino acids. The record is from RefSeq and is a predicted model, not a curated record. The transcript has 3 exons. Lineage: Eukaryota; Fungi; Basidiomycota; Exobasidiomycetes; Ceraceosorales; Ceraceosoraceae.
AUGUUGCCGCACUGGACUCGCCUCUUUGAUCCCGCUCCCGCUCUCGCUCCCGCACCCGCACCCGCCACCGCCGCCACCGCGUCGUCGUCGCUAUUGUACACGCUCGAACAGGAUCACUCGCUGGCGGUCCGCAUCACUGCUUGUCACGCACUUGGCGCUCUGCUGCACGCGUCCGCCAAGUCUGGCAUGCUGAAUGCCGCCCAAGAGAGGCGCUCACAGCUGCGCUUCAUCGUGCCAUCGCACAAGCUCAAGCUCAGAGAGGCGUAUCGCGAGCGCUGGCUUCGUACACGGAUGCGCUCCUCAAGGUGGGGGGGUGCGGGUGCGGGUGUGGCGGGCGCAUCGGCAUCGCUUGCACCCGAUGAACAGGACCACUCGAUGCCGCUACUCGCGACGCUGUUAAACACGAUCGAAGCCGAUGACUGCGAAGAUGGCAUCGCGACGCAAGCUUGGUCCACCUUGGCAGCAUUGAUCGAUCGCCAUCCCGUCGAGCAGUGA